Molecule: messenger RNA, 1092 nt
Organism: Strongylocentrotus purpuratus (purple sea urchin)
Lineage: Eukaryota; Metazoa; Echinodermata; Echinoidea; Camarodonta; Strongylocentrotidae
Exons: 2
Coding region: 163-1092 (309 amino acids)
Source: RefSeq, a predicted model, not a curated record
CUUAUGACCCCGACAUGUCGGAACUGCUUCCGUCUUUCACCAUUGGGUUGGCGUGUACUAGUAAGUGUGUAUUCAUUACUGUUAGUGUGGAUCAGAAGGGUGUGGCAUUAGGACGCAGAUACGUGUUCGCCUUGAAGAGCAACUAGUGCCGUACCAGAAACGAUGGAUACAAAAAUGGCCGAUCAUGAUGGCGACCGUGUUCGAAUCAUCUUGUGGUAUGUCCCUAGGACAGUGUCCAUUGCCUUUAUCAAAUGUUUAAGCGCCAUCGAAGGCAUGGAGGUGUGGUGCGAGGCGUUCUCCUACGCCGGAAUGGCCAGGCGGCAGUACCUGGACACGUAUGGCAAGGAUAUUCCUAUGGAGUACAAGGGUAACGAGGAAGAGGCCCAUAAGGGGGCGAAACUCUUCGAGCGCAUCGUGAGAUCGAAGAUAGAGCCGGACCGGAUUGUGUAUGGCAACCUGAAAGAAAGAUUCGAGGCAUCCACUAGCAAAUACGUCAUCUCGAAGGAAAUGUUCAUCGCCUUUCCUGAUGAGAAGGCCAGGCGGUACCUGCCAUCGGGAUGUAGACAUGUUUUUCUUAUCCGCAAUCCGUAUCGGGUCUUCAGUUCCUACCGAAGGGCCAUCUACGAACAGCUCAAGAGCGUAGGUCUUCGGUCCGGAGAUCCUCAUGAUAGGGAAUCAUUCGACCUCCGCAAGGACGAUCCGUCCAUCGAUCCGAACACGAUGUUCGUCGGGCUCCACGAAGUUUGGAAAUAUAUCCGCGAGAAAGUAGACUCUAACGCCAUCGUCAUCAACACCGAUGACCUCCUGACCAACCCUGCUGAUGUGCUGUCCAAGUUCUGCCAUGAAACGGGUCUACCGUUCUCAGAAUCGCUUCUUCAGUGGGAUGCUUCUCCAGACGUGGUCAAGACAUGGAAAGCAGCAGGGAACGAUGUUAUCAUGAGCGCCAAGGCUUUCUACCAGACAGCGAUCCAUUCCAGCAGGUUUCUACCGCCGAGACCCGACGUACCUCGGGAAACGCUGUCUCCAGAUGUCAGGCAGCUAGCUGAGGACGCAAUGACUUACUUUCAAGAAAUGGACCGUUUUAAGAUUUGA